This is a messenger RNA of Pelobates cultripes (western spadefoot toad), 564 nucleotides long. Lineage: Eukaryota; Metazoa; Chordata; Amphibia; Anura; Pelobatidae. The record is from the annotation of a GenBank genome assembly.
UGAUGGUGAGGACACCAACGCCCGCCACCAGACCAAGCUGUCUGAACCCCUAACCCUCCAAGGGGAUGCGGUGGCUCCGCUGGAGCAGCUGGACUCGCAGGAGUUCCACUCACUCCUGGACGCCACCAUGUCACGGUCGGUCACCCAAGCGAUUUAUUCUGCAAUGGGGGCUAUGUCUGACAAUCUCUCUCACUCCAUCACUACUGCUCUUAAGGCAUCCACCACCAAUUUGCCCCGCGCUAGAGCCGUGGCAGACGGGUCAUUACGCAGGGAAGGCCGGAAAGCCAUAAGCAAAACCCAUCACGUGCAAACUCCUACCUCCAAAAAAGAAUUGACGGACAGGGUACGUCCUGUCACCGCUGAGGUCGUGGGGCCCCCACGAAAGAGAGCCACCCGCCGGGCAAAAGCGGCGCGGACGUGGAAGAGGGCAAAAGCCCUGUCAGAUUCUUCCGACACUGAUUCGGAUAGUGAGGAGGUUUUGAACGAGUCCGACGAGAUCGACUCAAAUGAAUGGGAGGUCUCCUCCCAGGACCAUAGUCCGUCACGAGAUCCAAAUACCCUAAG